AUGGGACAAUUCACAUCAUCAUCACAGAACUCUUCGGCUCCUCGAGUGGAAGAAGUCUUACAAUCCGAAUCUCAACUAUUUUAUUAUAGGGAUUUCCAGGCUCAUGCAAAUUGUGCUGAAAAGAUUCGGCAAUUUAAAGCAUUGAACAAAUUGAUUGAUCUCAGAGAACAUGUGGAGUCCGAUGGAUCUGGAAAUGAUCCCUACCAAACUUACCACAAUCGAAAAGUGAAUAAUUUAUCAUCGGAAGAGAAACGAAAGCAUGAGAAAAAGUACAACUCUCUCAAAGAUAUGAUUUUGGAAAAUGCGUGUGUCAUGUGCCAAGUUUUUGCUGGCAGACCUGAAGAAUCACACAAUGAAAGUCAAUUAAGAUCUUGUAUGGGAGAUGAAUUAGUGGAUUGGAGUUUGAUGAGGAGGAGCGACACUCAAAAUAUCAAUAAUGGAAAAGAUACAGAGGAAGAACAAAUUUCAUCGUAUUCAAAUUUACCGUCACUGAGUGUGGACUAUGAUCGAGUGGUUCAUUGUUUUCAUCAAGAUCACACUCUUUCUGAGAUGUUUAACAAAUUAGCUGCUCACAAAAGAAUGUUAACUCAAAAAGGGUCCUUUCAACAAUUAUUUCCCAACAUGGUCGAAGAGUUAAGAAAAAAGAAUGAUGAAACUCAACUGCAAUACAAUAAUACACAGCAUACACCCGAGCUCAACACCAAGUUAUUACACGAAAUUUCACAGAAACAUGCAUCCAAAGAGCUUGCUAUUCUAGACAGUUGUAUCAACAAAUCAGAUGCACAGAUACAUCCAGGAGGUCAUUCCUGUUUGGGAGAAGCUAUAAUCUACGCUCAUGCCCUGACCACACAUUUUUGUAAACGUUCACUCACAAAAUGCUUGGAAAAGAAGGUUCCUUCUUUCAUUAUUGACGGUCUGGAGGACGAUGAAGCGUGGAACCAACUCUCUGUUAUUGACUUUUCACAAUGUCUGACGCCAAAGAAUGACAAUGACGUCGAAUGCUCUCAUUGCUUUGAUCAGGUCAUGGAUUUCAUGACAGAAACAGUUUUGAAGGAAUAA
Naegleria fowleri is the source of this 1059-nucleotide messenger RNA. RefSeq lists its product as uncharacterized. The record is from RefSeq and is a predicted model, not a curated record. The coding region runs from base 1 to 1059 and encodes 352 amino acids. NCBI's taxonomy places the organism in Eukaryota, Heterolobosea, Eutetramitea, Acrasida, Naegleriidae. The transcript has a single exon.